AUGCCCGUUGAACCCCAAAAACCCUAUGCAACGGGCUCCAAAGGAUUCGACCCAGAUGAUUUUUUAGCACAAUGGCCAAAGAAGGCGCAAGCCCUCUCAAAACACGACUUCCGCUCCUCGAUCAUCGACAACUUCAACCUUCCUCAUAAUGAUUCCUAUGUCUACCACGCAAUCGCGAGCGUCACACUCUCUCAAGUCCAAGAAGCCACCAACCAUGGCCGAGAAGCCAAUUUACACGCCUGUUCUGAUGACCUAACCUCAGCUGCCCUAGCUCGAGCUCCCCCACAAGCAGACACAGAAGCCUACACCACCCUCUUCUCGCCAACCACAACCCCCCAAAAAGCCCUCAAAGCCUUCGCCUCCAAUGCGCGCAAAUAUUCCCUCCGCGCCUCCUCGGCCACCUACCUCCACUCCCAACGUCUUCUCCCCUCCCACAUCACCAUUCCCCGCAGCAAAGCGCACAUAAACCCCGCCUACGACGUCUGGGCCCUCACCUGCAAGACCCUCGAAUGGUGCGGUCCCACACCCUCCACGCACCGCGUCAGGUCCGCGCACCACAUCCUGCCCGUGAUGAUGCACCAUUUCGGGUGCGUGGUGCCCAGCUACGAGGCGCUCGAGAUCAUCAAGCAGCUCUCUUCUGGCCGGACAGUCCUGGAUGUGGGUUCCGGAAAUGGAUAUUGGACGUACAUGCUGCGCCGGCAUGGCGUGGAGACUGUUGCUGUUGAUAACAAGCAGUCGGAGUGGCGGGUGAUGUGGAUCGGCGACACGAUUUCUACCGACGGGGUGGAGUUUUUGAGGAAGAGGGAUGGGGGAAAGGGGGAGGUGCUAUUGUUGGUGUAUCCGGUUGUAGGAGGCGAGUUUACUGAGAGGAUGGUGAGGGCGUAUGAGGGGGAUAUGGUGGUUGUGGCGGCGACGCAGAAUCGGAGUGGGUAUACCGCGUUUAAGGACCGGAGAGUUGAUGAGUGGAUGGUGGAGAAGGUUGGGGGAUGGGAGAAGGUGGUGCAGGUGGCCCUGCCGAGUUUCGCGGGGAAGGAUGAGGGAUUGUUCGUUUUUGAGAGGAGGAAGGGAAGACAGUCAGUACAUGAAGCAAAUGAUUUGGAUAAUUAG
Molecule: messenger RNA, 1107 nt
Organism: Bacidia gigantensis
Lineage: Eukaryota; Fungi; Ascomycota; Lecanoromycetes; Lecanorales; Ramalinaceae
Exons: 2
Coding region: 1-1107 (368 amino acids)
Source: RefSeq, a predicted model, not a curated record